AUGGAUGGCAGAAGAGGAACCAGUUCAACACCACAGGACGGUACGGUGGUUUUACUUUGGGAGCCAACGCAGCCGAGGAGUGCAUGGAUCAUCGGUCGCAUAGUGCAGAUACGACAGGAUUCAGAGGGCACCGUAAGAGAAGUAUUAGUGGAGCUGCCGAAUAAACAUCGGAGAACCCCAAUCAACCCAGCCAGAGUGGAAGUAACAUUGAAUGAUGAGAACACCAGAUCUUGCCGUUUCUACUCAACUUCCAGAGUCAUGAUACCAGCAAUGGAUCAGGAAAUCUGUCUAAGCUUGCAACAUGAGGAUCACACAUAUGGUUACCUGAAGCUCAGGUCAAAGGAGGUUUACCUCACUUGCCAAUCUGAAAUUGCCUACUGGACGUUUGACCCACACAUUCAAUGUAUGAACGAGAACUAUUGUCCAAGCUUGUCAAAUUUCUGUACGAUGUCAGGCUGCUCCCCAGCAAUUGAUGAGUACAUGCAAUCAGAUAAAUUUGGCCAAAUGAUCAAACUUGGCAGAUGCAGAAAUAUGCCACCUGACAUUGCAAAUCAAUUGUGCUUCUUUGCUCCAUUUCAAGUUCUGUUCUCCCCACAAGCUUGCUUUCUCACCAUCGCAUCUUUGGAUCCUGAGCCUGGGACUAUAACCCCAACAAUAUUCUGUGACUCAUGGUCUGUUUCAGCAGAUUUACAGAUCAUCAUGAAUUUGAACACAUCUCAAGUUAUCAAGGAUUUCACCCUAUCACAACAUAGUUCAUACAUUGAUGACAAAAUGAAACUAGAGCUUGUGUCUAAAAACAUACCUCAAUGGGUGAGCCUGCCUGACUGUUAUAUUCGGAAUCAUGAUAAUAUCUAUGGAACUACAUGCAAUCAAAGAGGAACAUUCGUCCUUGAUAAACUUGGCACAAUUCAAUGUCCCUCUGAGGCUGAUGCUCACAGUUUCACCAAAAACUGUAAAUUCAAUCAGGAGAUUGUUGAAUUCCAGGACUCAAAUUGCAUUUUGCGAACACCCUUGAUUUCCAAGUUACCAGAUGCAAAGAAACUACCACUAGUGAGGCCAGAAUUUUACUUGUACCACACUAAUGGCAGUAUCAGGGCAAAGCUAAGCUCAAGCUUUUCAAUUGAGUCCCAAUUGGUUUUGUCUGGCCUAUCUGUAAAUGUAGAGUACGUUCGACCCACAUGUGUCUUUCAUAAGUUGAAAUUCGAUGGCUGCUUCAACUGUGCAACUGGUGUUCUUGUCACGAUAGACCUAGUUGUCACAUCAAGAGGUGUGGUGAACAUUCUUUGUCCAGAAGUGCCGUUAACAAUACCGCUGUCUGUGAACAAGUAUCACCAGAAGGACCUUAAUCUCAUGUGCCAGCUCUUGUGUUCAAAUGUUAUACAAUUGCAAUUAACUGGCACUUUGAGAAAUGGCGACAUUAUUAUUGAUGAUCCUUCUGGCAGGACUCAUCAUGGCACUACAGUGGUCACUAAAUCAUUCUGGAGUUCCUCACUGGACAAUGUCCUGACUUUUGUUGACACACUUGGCAUCGGAUCUGUGUAUCGCUGGAUUCAACUUGCAAUCCUACUAACAAUUGCCCUGAUGAUUGUUAUCAUGCUGGCCUAUGCCACCAAGACUAUUUGCAGUUGUCUAGGAUUUUGUAGAUCAAAGAAGGAUGUUAGUGAUAACUUGAUGCAACAUAUCAAGAAAGUCCUAAAAAAACAAGAUGAUGUCCACAAAAAGGAGUUAAAGAAAGAGAGAAGCAGGCAG
Molecule: messenger RNA, 1749 nt
Organism: Cooperia oncophora
Lineage: Eukaryota; Metazoa; Nematoda; Chromadorea; Rhabditida; Trichostrongylidae
Source: the annotation of a GenBank genome assembly